Messenger RNA from Vicia faba (fava bean), 366 nucleotides. Lineage: Eukaryota; Viridiplantae; Streptophyta; Magnoliopsida; Fabales; Fabaceae. The record is from the annotation of a GenBank genome assembly.
AUGGGACUUGCAUCAAUAGAAAAUAAUGUUGAUGUAUUGAAAUUUGUUGAAGAUGUUAAAGGAUAUAACUUGGUUGAUGUGUAUGUUAAGCAUAGUGUUGAUAUCCCUAAUAUAGUAGAUGAGGAAGAGUGGGGACGAGAUGGGCCAAGUUAUGAUAAUUAUGAUGUAGUUGAGGUUGAUAAUGAUGUUGAGGGAGAGAAAGACAAAGAUCUUGAGCAUAAUGAGGUUGAUGAUGAGGGUGAUAAAGACAAAGAUUUUGAGCAUAAUGAGGUUGACGAUGAGUGUGAUAAAGACAAAAAUUCUAAGCAUAAUGAGGUUGAAGAUGAGAGUGGGAACAAUGCUGAGGAUUCUAUAUACUUUAAUUGA